This is a messenger RNA of Volvox carteri f. nagariensis, 2040 nucleotides long. RefSeq lists its product as uncharacterized. The transcript has 9 exons. The record is from RefSeq and is a predicted model, not a curated record. Lineage: Eukaryota; Viridiplantae; Chlorophyta; Chlorophyceae; Chlamydomonadales; Volvocaceae. The coding region runs from base 1 to 2040 and encodes 679 amino acids.
AUGGACCAUGCCGAUAUGUGCCCUUGUAUGGGGUUCCCGGUGUUGAUGCUGCUGCUGAGGGUGCUGAUGAUGCUGAUGACGGUGAACAAGGCAGCGUUUCUGCUGUUUGCAAAUGUCGAGAAACUCCAGAGGGUUUGGUGGGCCAUGGUUUUAUUCAGCGUCUGCGGCGUCUGCAAGCUUUGGCGCCGUGUCGGUCACACGCUCUUCUUUUCAAAUGUCUGGCAGCACCACUCAGACGUGAUCGUGCACCCCUCCCAGCUCUUCACUCUGAGCCCGCACCCGCUGCGUCUGCACACGAGCGACCACCUGCUACGCUGCUUCGUGCACCGGACGCCGUGCCCAGCCUCCGGCCUGUCGCCGCGCUUUGGCCGCCUCUGGCGCUUCGCCGCGUACCUGGGCUCAGACUACCGCGGCCUGCGCUGCGAUCUGGGUCAGUCGCCGUCUGGACGGGGGCUAUCUGGUGGCGGCGGCGGCGGCGGCGGGGGACUUCCCGCUGGCGCCACCCCGCAGCUGUUGAUGCUGGCGCAGCAAACGGGCAGGCGGUCGUACGAGCUGUUGCUAAGUCCCUCAACCCCAGGGCCUAGCCCCUGUCCUAGCCCUGGGAGCUGGGGGCCCCCGGCGGCAGCCGCCUUCACGUCGAUUGGCUGGCGAUCACCGCAACCAGAUGGCGGUGGUGGUGCUUGUGGAGGUGGAGGUGAUUUAGGAGAUCAUGGCUGGCGCCCCACGCAGCGAAGUGGUAGCAGUAGCUACGGUUUCGGCAAGGGGAGCAAUUGCGGCGGUGGCGGCGCGGGCGGUGGGGGUGGAGGCCGACGUGGCGGUUCUCGGGACAGCGGUGUUGUGGCGGUUCUUCGGAGCAACAUCCGCUGCAGCCACUACGAGCUCGUGCCGGAAGCGUCGUGCCCCUGGGCCCGGCGGCUGAUCGCCGUCGCGGGGUACAUUCCCGGGGGCCAGGGGGGUCCGCCGCCGCCGCUCAUCCGGCUGGAGUACCGGCUAAGAGUGCGAGGGAUCAUGUUGCCUCGGAGAAUGAAGGUGGAAGUUCCCGUGCCACACAGCCUCCAGCGAGUCGUCCACAAUCCAUUGUACGACACGCAUGAGCCCGUAGCGGACGGCGCUAGCUUGGCGGCUGCAGGCUGGCCAGCGCUUGGUGCUGCGGCCGCCGCCGCCGCCGUCAUGGCGCCGCCGCCGCCGGUCCCCCCGGGCGUUGCCGCCGCUGCUGGCGGCGGGAACGUCGCGGCAGCGCAGCCCCCCGCCGGAGGUCUCUUUGGCGGUGCUGGCUUGGUUGUCGAGGGUCAGGAGGGGCUUAUGGAUAACCUAGAGGACGUUUUGGAGGCCGCGAUGCGCACGGAGCCGCUCCUCUUUGCCAACAUGGUGGAUGCCGCCGUGGUGCGCCCGGAGGCUGACGACGACGAGGCUGCGCCGGCGGAAGCCGGCGGUGGCGGUGGCGGUGGCGUCAGAGCGCCCAACCUUGCCGGCGCCGCCGCAGCAGGUGGCCGCGUGCUCCGUCGAGUUGGAUCCGCCGGGAGCGCCCUGCUGCGGGGUUUCCUGCUGAACCGGCUACAGGCUGGCGGCGGCGCAGCAGGAGCAGCAGCUGGCGGCGGCGGCGUCGAGGGACAGCCUGCCGGCGGCGGCGGCGGUACGGUACAAUGGUGGGGCCCUGGAUCGCCGGGAAGUCGUCGUGGCGGGGUCGAAGGCGCCGACACAGGCGCCGCCGGCGUUUGUGGCGACGACGGGGGUGUCGGCGGCUGGACGGUGCCGUCGCCGUCGGCAGCGCCUGCCCGUGUCGUGCAGCUUCAGAAUAAGGCCCCUCACUGGAACGACGCGCUGAUGUGCUGGUGUCUGAACUUCCGAGGGCGCGUCAAAAUGGCGUCAGUGAAGAACUUCCAGCUCGUGUGUUCAGCUGACAAGGCGGAGCGCUGCGUGAUGCAGUUUGGCAAGGUGGAGGAGGGCAUCUACAUCCUGGACUUCAACCCCUGCGUGCUGACCGCCGCGCAGGCGUUUGCCGCCGCGCUUUCGACCUUUGAAACCAAGUACCUGUUGUAG